UUGAAGUUCAGGAAAUGACCUGCAGCUCAGCAAGUGGAGUCAAAGUAAGUGUUUUGUUCUUCCAGACUCUCAAUAGCAGUUUUCCCCUCUGUGUUUUAUUCCCAAUCACUGAUUGGAAUAGGGAGAGUGGAUUCCCAGAAUGUUGCUGAUCCUUCUCUCCAUCUCCCUGUGCUUUUCCCGGGUCUCUCCCGACACCGACUCACUGACUGUGAUCUACACGGCAGUCUCUGGCAUUAAGGAUUUUCCGGAGGUAACUAACAUUGCGAUAGUCAAAGGGGUUCAACUCAAUUAUCAUGACACUAAUAUUGGUCGGAUGGUCCCCAGGCAGCAGUUCAUGGUGGAUUAUUUUGAUGCAGAAUACUGGCAAUAUCUCACAGCUAUCGCAAAUACACUAUCGGGAAUGGCAAAGGAGAAUCUGAAUACAAUGAUGAAAAGUACAAAUCGGACAUCUGGAAUUCACACAUUUCAAUGGAUAGCAAUUGCCGAGGUCACUGAUGACGGCUCUAUUAAGAGAUCGAUGCGAGUUGGAUUUGAUGGAAAGGAUUACCUCAGCUUAGAUCCAGAUAGAAUGAGAUGGAUCGCAACCAAUCACAAUGCAGUAAAGACUAAAGAGAAAUGGAAUGCUGAUCAAUCCUGGAACAAAGAUUGGGAAACACGUCUGGAGCAAAGAUUUGUUCAGCAUUUAAAGAGAUAUCUGGAAGCUGGAAAGCAGUAUUUUGGAAGGAAAGUUCAGCCUGAAGUGUACAUCUCCAGGAGGGAGCCCAAUGGUCAGGACAAGCCGCUCACUCUCUCCUGCCUGGUCACUGGGUUUUAUCCUGCAGACAUCGAGGUGACCUGGCUAAGGAACAGAGAGGUCAUGUCUGAGACAUAUUCCUCAGGGGUACGACCGAACCACGAUGGGACCCAUCAGAUCCAGAAAGAGAUUGAGAUCAAUGCUGGGGAUGAGGAUCAAUACUCCUGUCAAAUUGAACACAGCAGCCUGGCAGAGGCCCAGCUCUAUCAGUGGGAAAUCCCAGAAAACAGUGUGGUACGUUCCCAUCUUAUACUUUUGAUUGGAUUAUUCGCUGCAAUGGCUGCAAUAUUCGGAAUAAUCAUCUGGAAAAGACCCUGGAGAGGUUCCCCAAGUGGGACCUACACAACAGCUCCCAGGACUAAUGUAAUCACUGUGAUUUACACAGUUGUUUCUGGAAUUAAGGAUUUUCCUGAGAUUACAAACAGUGCAACGGUCAAUGGAGUUAUAACAGCUUCUCGUGACAGUAAAACCCAACAGUGCAUCCCCAGACAGCAGUUCAUGGCAGAAUCCUUCAAUGUGAAUUUCUGGGAUUAUCUCACAGAUCGGGUAAAAAUACGUGCAAACAUAGCAAAGGAAACAAUGAGUGCAGUAAUGAAGAGGACAAACCAGACAUCUGGAAUUCACACUUUUCAACAGAUAGCUACUGUUGAGGUCAGUGAUGAUGGCAGCAUUAAGACAUCGAUGAGAUUUGGAUUUGACGGAAAGGAUUUUAUUAGUUUAGAACCAGACACAAUGAGAUGGAUCGCAUCCAAUCCCAUUGCAGUGAUGACUAAAGAGAAAUGGGAGUCUGAUGAUUCCUGGAACAACUACUGGAAAAGACACCUGGAAGAACUCGUUGUUGAAUAUUUAAACAGAUAUCUGGAAGCUGGAAAAGAUUAUUUCAAAAGGAAAAUUCAGCCUAAAGUGUUCAUCUCCAGGAGGGAGCCCAAUGGUCAGGACAAGCCGCUCACUCUCUCCUGCCUGGUCACUGGGUUUUAUCCUGUAGACAUCGAGGUGACCUGGCUAAGGAAUGGAGAGGUCAUGUCUGAGACCCAAUCCUCGAGGGUUCGACCGAACCACGAUGGGACCCAUCAGAUCCAGAAAGAGAUUGAGAUCAAUGCUGGGGAUGAGGAUCAAUACUCCUGUCAAAUUGAACACAGCAGCCUGGCAGAGGGCAAGCUCUAUCAGUGGGAAAAUCUGAAAAGCAAUUGGCUGCAUUCCCAUCUUGGAAGUCUCAUUGCCUCAAUGGUCAUUCUAUUGGCUGUUAUUGUCGGGAUAUUCGGAAUAAUCAUCUGGAAAAGGUCACGGAGAGGUUCACCAAGUGGGACCUACACAACAGCUCCCAAUACAUUCACGACUACAUCCCAGGGUACUGAAGGAGGUGGCUCGGGAAAUCGUGGAUGCGUUGGUGAUUAUUUUCCAGAGUUCGAUAGACUCGGCAUCGGUUCCUGAGGAUUGGAGGGUGG
This is a messenger RNA of Hemiscyllium ocellatum (epaulette shark), 2238 nucleotides long. RefSeq lists its product as uncharacterized. Gene Ontology annotation, cellular component: external side of plasma membrane. The transcript is spliced from 12 exons. The record is from RefSeq and is a predicted model, not a curated record. Gene Ontology annotation, biological process: immune response. Bases 140 to 2224 code for a protein of 694 amino acids. Lineage: Eukaryota; Metazoa; Chordata; Chondrichthyes; Orectolobiformes; Hemiscylliidae.